UAAACAGAGAGCAAGAGGGCUCUUCAUGUGGUUGUACUAAUUAUAGAACCUCUAGUUCGGGACACCACAUUAAGCACAACUUAUUAUUUACAGUUAUCGAUUGAUAUUUCGUUUGGCUAAGUCGUUAUACGAAUUGCAAAAUGCCACCAGCAGAAAAGGAUCGACCCGGCAAGGUGUUUGUAGGUGGUUUGGCCAUUGAAACCACCGAAGGAGCAAUUAAAGCAAAGUUUUCGAAGUUUGGCAAGAUUUCUGAAGUACUGCUCGUGAAAAACAGAGAGACUGAGGUUUCCAGAGGGUUUGGAUUUGUGACAUUUGAAAAUCCUGCUGCCGCUGAUGCUGCAGUCAAAGAAAUGAAUGGAUUUGUACUGGAUGGAAAACCACUGAAAGUAGACAACGCUCUGAAGGCUCUCCAUACACAUGAUGCUGGAAGUCGAGGAAGGGGUGGACGAGGUGGGUCUAUGGGCAGAGGUGGACCACCACGAGGGGGAUUUAGUGGAAGAGGACAUCCUCCCCCACUCAUGAGAAGGGGCCUAAGUGGCCCGCCGCGUGGUGGACCCCCGCGUGGUGGACCCCCACGUGGUGGUUCCUCGCGUGGAGCUCCAAGAGGCAGAGGCGGACUUCUUGGUGAUGGUCGAUCAAUGAUGAUGCGUGGUAGGGGAGGAGCAGGAUCACCAAGAUCUAAUGGUCCAAGGCCCAUGGGGCCCAGAUCGGAACCUAGGCCUUUUCCUGGUGGCCCAAACGGCAGGCCGUUGCCGCCAAGUCUAUUGGAUCAUGAUGCUGAAAUGAGGCCUGGCAGGUCUCGAGGUGGAUAUGAAGAUAACUACGGUCCUCCUGCACAAAGACCUGGAGGAGAUAGAGCUCUUUUGUCCACUCCACGUCGUUACGUAGAUGAUGAGUAUGGUCCGCCAAUGAAAAGAAGCAGACCAGAACCUUCGUACCCUGACCAGGCUGUUGAAGAGUAUCCUCCUGCAAGAGGAGGUUAUGCGCAAGAAGAAAAUGGCUAUGGUAACCACAGAGCUCCAGAUUAUAUUCCUGAAAGACCUUCUAAACACUCAUUAUAUGGCCGCUCUCCUGCAAGAGAAUAUGGUGACAGCCGUGCAGAACUUCCACCACGCGACCCUGUACAUGCCCGCGAUCCAGGUCAACCACGGGAUUCAGUAUUAGGCCGAGCCCCUAGUAGGUAUGAAUAUGGAGAUGCACGGCCUGAGCUUGGUCCGUCCCGUGAUAGGCUUGCACGAGAGCCUGCUGUUGCAAGAGGUUACCCAGCUGCCAGGGAAGCUCCUCGAGAUUACCCACCACGUGAAAGAGACCCGUAUGCAUCACGUGGAAGCUACGCUGAGCCUGCUGCUGAGCGAGAUCCAUACCCAGCUGCUCGACGCGAGCCAGCGACUGCCUCUCGAGGCUAUGCCGCUGGUGGGUAUGAGGAACGUGAAUACCCACCUCGUGCUGAUGCGUAUGAGAGGAGCGCACAACAACCAUCAUACAGUCGGGAAUACCCAGGAGAAACUCGUCCCGUGCGACCGGCUCGUCCAGCUUAUGCUGACCCCUAUGUUGACCCUGCUGCUGCCAAGGAUUACGGUACCCAAGCACGAGGAAGAGCAAGUGCCAGUUAUAGCACACCUCGCGAAGGUUUUGCCGAUGCUCGAGCAGAGCGUCCUCGCAUGGAUUACGGAGCACGUGAUCCAUUCGGCGCCAGUGCUGAACCAGCACGUGGUGCACGAAGAGCCCCUCCAGCUUCUCGGGGUUUCGAACGAUAUUAGAUAUUGAUAAAAACACACUGCUAGUUUGAAUGAAUUGAUAAAAAUGUUAUUGAAACACUAGCAUUUACAAUUGAAACUGGUUUACUUUCAGUAAAGUGUCUUUAACUGCGACUUUCAUUGUUUUAUCCCAUUGUAUCCUGUGUUUAAUCGUACAUUUUUAAGUCCUAUUCAGAUAUGUUAUCAAUUUGAGUUUAAAUCUUCGGUAAACAAGGUUGAGAAAGAAAAAAAGAAAAACAAGCAAUCAUUGACAAAUGUAAAUCGUUUUGUACUCUCAGGUCACAAGUAUGACAAACUGGUAAUAUAAAAUGAAUGAAAAACAAAAGAAAUGUAAUUUAUGUAAAGUAUGACAAUCUGGUAAAAUGAAAUGAAUGAAAAACUAAAGCAGUGUAAAUUUAUGUAAAUGAAACUCAUUGUUAGUGAUAAAAGAUUGUGUACAUCAUUUGGCAGCAUCAACCUUCUGAAGUAUUGAAAAAAAUUUAUAAAAAUCGUUCUUAUAUCAAAGCGAUAAUUGAGUUUGUACUAUAUCAUUAUUUGCGUACAGUAAUUUAAAAAAAAAUGAAAACCUUUUUUUUAACAUGUAUUGAUUUUAUUUUAUGUAAAUAACGUGUAUUCAAUGUAUUUUUCGGCUGCAGGUUUAACUUGUCCUUGUAACCAUUCUUAAGUUUUAGUAGUUAUUAAAUUUCAAAUUUACCUGAAGUUUUAAAAAUUUGUUUAUUGUCAUAAGUAAAAAAAAUGUUAAAUUGUAAAAUCCAGCAAAUUUGUGAAUUAUGUAAAAAUUCUAAAAAAAAGUUGGGCGAUUUUUGCGAUAUGGAGAUUGGUCAGCGUUAGGCAGCCAGAGAUAUUAACACGGACGUUGCUAAAUGUAUUUAAGUGUUAACAAAGCCUUUAUAAUUAAAGUCCAUGAAAAAAUGUAGAGUGUUUCACAUUAAAUGAUCUUUUUAAGUGUUAAUUGAA
Molecule: messenger RNA, 2714 nt
Organism: Anneissia japonica
Lineage: Eukaryota; Metazoa; Echinodermata; Crinoidea; Comatulida; Comatulidae
Product: RNA-binding motif protein, X chromosome-like
Exons: 13
Coding region: 141-1760 (539 amino acids)
Biological process (GO): positive regulation of mRNA splicing, via spliceosome
Cellular component (GO): spliceosomal complex
Molecular function (GO): RNA binding
Source: RefSeq, a predicted model, not a curated record